Bombyx mori (domestic silkworm) is the source of this 4981-nucleotide messenger RNA. RefSeq names its product egl nine homolog 1 (gene Hph). Gene Ontology annotation, biological process: cellular response to hypoxia. Bases 80 to 1516 code for a protein of 478 amino acids. NCBI's taxonomy places the organism in Eukaryota, Metazoa, Arthropoda, Insecta, Lepidoptera, Bombycidae. The transcript is spliced from 6 exons. Gene Ontology annotation, molecular function: ferrous iron binding; L-ascorbic acid binding; peptidyl-proline dioxygenase activity. The record is from RefSeq and is a predicted model, not a curated record.
CUUGACUCUCAUUCAUCUGUCAUGUCGAUGACAUACAGUUGACAAGUUGCAGGGCCGGCCCUUGGUAAAUUAUUUCAGAAUGAAUCAGGAAGGCGGGCUCGCUUGUUGCGCCGUAUGCAAUCAAAAAACUCAAAGAAGAUGCGCAAGAUGCCUCAAUAUUUACUACUGUAAUACGGAACAUCAACGACAGGACUGGAAGAGACAUAAAAGUGAAUGUAUACCCAAAUUAACGAAGCAGCUUGCAAAAAGUGAUAAUUUUGGUGAAUGUUCAACUGUUACCAAAGAAGCUGCUAAGGAAAUUGGAAACAUUGCUCAAAAUUAUCAGCAUGAUGUUACGAAAGUAUGCAAUGAUGGUGAUGUAAGACAUUUAAAAAAGUCAAAGACUAAAAACGAAAAAAAAAGUGUUUCCGAGGGUAGUAGUGUUAGUAAACAAAAUAAAUUUGACUUCAAGAAAAACAUACAACAAACACAAAACAAUAAAACUACAUCGUCAGGACAAAGCGAUAGCUCUGUGAUUUCUAGUGUAGUGUUCACCAAGGAAGAUUUGAAUAGUGAAAGUGCCAUAACUUAUGAGGGUUCCUCAGAGAAGGAAAUAUUGAACGAGUCAGUACAGCAACUUAGUACGGUGGACUUCUCCACUGCGACUGGAUCUAAUGUGUUGAGAACCAUUAACAGUACAGAUACAAAUAUGCCCAUUCUUCCUGAACCGACAGCCCGGGUGAAGGAGUACCCUGAGGCGUCAUUGAAGGGAAGCGUGGCACCAUUUAAUCACAUGCUCAAUAGCUAUUACAUGGAUCCAAGUGAUCCAUUCUAUGAAAUAUGCCAGAGAGUGAUCCGGGACAUGACUCAAUAUGGUGUUUGUGUUUUGAACAAUUUCCUGGGAAAAGACCAAGGACUAUUAGUAUUAAAUGAAGUGUUAAAAAUGUACAGAUCAGGAAUAUUCACAGCUGGACAACUGGUGUCUAGCCCUGGGAGUACAGAAGCGCAAACGAUUCGAAGCGAUCGCAUCACGUGGAUAGAUGGAAAAGAACCUCAAUGUUUCCAUAUCAGGCAACUAAUCAGCAAGGUUGACAAUAUAAUUCUGAGGGCGAACAAAAUGGCCAACAAUGGAAAAAUGGGAGACUUCGUCAUCAACGGCAGAACAAAAGCCAUGGUAGCGUGCUACCCAGGACUUGGCAGCCAUUACGUGAAGCACGUAGACAACCCCAACAAAGAUGGCAGGUGCAUCACCGCCAUAUAUUAUCUAAACCUGGACUGGGACGUGAAACGAUACGGUGGACUACUCAGGGUGUUCCCGGAAGGUACCAAUCAAGUGGCCGAUAUAGCACCGAUAUUCGACCGGAUGCUUUUCUUCUGGUCGGAUCGCCGAAACCCACACGAAGUCCAACCCGCCUACAGCACCAGAUACGCAAUAACACUGUGGUACUUCGAUGCUCACGAACGAGAAGAAGCCCUUAGGAAAUACAGUAAGUAUAGAUGUUUAGAAAAUUUGACCUUUAAUGUUUUUUGUUUUUAAUGUUGCGGCUUUUAGUCCUUGAAGUCAAAUUUCACAUUACUCUGUCGUGAACCAUGAAUUUCAAUUGUGUUGUAAAGUAGCUGUAUUGCCCUUCAGUCGGGAACUAGUUUUGCAACAGACAUGAGUUAAUGCUACCUACCUUUGAAGAAUCAGAAUACGGCCAAUGAAAUAACUAAUCGUUAGAAAAUAAUCCUUGUAAAAUAGUGUGUAUUUUGAGUUUAAUUGAUUUCGAAAAAUUCCGGGAAGCCGUGCCCAGGGAUUCUGUAUGAUUCUUCUACGGUUUCAGAAAAUCUUCGUGGCCUAAAAAUAAUACGAUCGUAUCGAGCGAUACGACUGUACCGGUAUUUGAAUCCCGCCCAAUUUUUCUAAUGAAAUAUGUACGUACUUAACAAAUUCUCACGAAUGUCUUCCACGAUGAAGGAAUAACAUCGCGUCAUAAAAAUUUAACCCGCAAUAAUAAUAAUGCUCCAGUAAACACUUAACAUUAGGUGGGCUGUGAGCUCGUUCAUCCAUCUAAGAAACAAAUCAAUAAAUAAAAACAAACAGUUCAUUAGUCAUUGUUAUUGCAGCGAUAUUGCCUUUUGAACAUAGCUUUUGAAAAAGUACUUUUCCAAUGCUCUAUUGGUAUCUGAACCUCAUAUAGUAGGUAGCACCUCGUAGUUUGCCUAUUACUCACUGGGCCAUUAUCUCAUCUACUUAACCACGCUAUAAGAUGCUGAAAUGUUUGCUUUAAUCAAGUGCAUAAGAGCAUAAGUGCGGGACGUCCUUAAGAAUAUCGUAGACAAGAAUUCUGAUUACAUUUUCCUUGUUUGAUUUCAAAGGGGAAAACCGUAGUAAUAUUGCGCAACACAGUGCGCCUUCUCGAUGCACCUCUAUAAUGUUUCUGACACACGAUUUGCGUGCAAAUAAUUUUUGUAUGCAUAAAAUUGCCCAAGCGAAAUAAAAAACACAUUAGCUGUUUGUAAUUUCCCAAAAUACGUUAACAUACUUUACAUACGCGACACAUAAUACGUUUUCGUUAUUAUAUUUUACUAUAGCUGACCCGGCAGACUUCGUAGUGCCUCAAUCGAUAAAUAAAAAAACCUAAACUUUUGUAUAAAAUAAACUUAGAACGAACAAAAGUAAUUCGUCCGACGGAGGACACAUCAAAGGAUAAACAAAAUUGUUAUUUUUAUUUAAUUCCGAGCUUUUUAUAUUUAUUUACCUUUUAAACCUUCUCUGGACUUCCACAAGUAAUUCAAGACCAAAAUUAGCCAAAUUGAUCCAGCCGUUCUAGAAUUUUAACGAAACUAACGAACAGCAAUUCAUUUUUAUAUAUAGGUAUAUAGAUAGAUUGUAAGUUAACCGGAAUAAGGUGACAUGAAAAUUAAUAGUUAUAUUUAAAAAGUGAACAAAUGAGGUUUUUUUUCUGUAAUAGAUAAAAUUGUCAGAUGAUCUCAGAACAUAUCUGAUGUUAAAACAGUUACCGAAGCCUUGCACACUGUAGAAACGGUCCAAAUCUAAUUUUUACUGGUGGUAGGACCUCUUGUGAAUCCGCACGGGUAGGUACCACCGCUCUGCCUAUUUCUGUCGUGAAGCAGUAAUGCGUUUCGGUUUGAAGGGUGGGGCAGCCGUUGUAACUAUACUGAGACCUUAGAACUUAUAUCUCAAGGUGGGCGGCGCAUUUACGUUGUAGAUGUCUAUGGGCUCCAGUGAUCACUUAACACCAGGUGGGCUGUAAGCUCGUCCACCCAUCAAACCAAUAAAAAAAAUUAAAAAUAAAAACGGAAUAAAUAUACAAUUUUUUCCUAUAAUUUGUUAAUAAUAUAUUUUGUUUUUCUUUUGUUACAGAAGAACGCGGCCAGCCGUCUUCAAGUAAGUGAUCGUUCUGAUCUAAGCGGCUCGUUCCGACUUUAGCCUCUUAUUGGAAUGUGUUUUAUGCAAGCGGAUUAAAUGAAAUGAAGUCAAUAUAAAAACGUUUUCACCUUUAGUGUCUUAAAAUUUUAAACAGACACGUUUUCGGCCUUUUUUAUAUUACGUUCUGUCGCAACCACUAUUUUUCUUUAAUUGCCAAGCAAUGAACUAAUCCGAUUCCUGUCAUGCUAACCCACUCUGAAUACGUAGAAAACUUCAUUUCACACAUUAUCACAUAGUGAAAACUGUACUUGUAUCUUAUUUUUUUAAGUCUCUUAACUAAUAUUUCUCUCCUAAUCUACGAUAUUCUAUUUCAUUGAAGUCUAAGUGUAAUUUGUGAAAAAAAUAUUGACAUAAUCGGAUUUGUAAUAUUUAUUUGAGCUGGCAACAUUCAAUGUAUUGACAAGUCAAAUUUUAUUGGAGAGUAAACUAUGUUUGGUACAUAGGUAUGUUACUAUUUUUGUUAUUUUUAAAUUAAAAUUGUGGUUUAAAAUACUAAUAUGUAUAAUAAGAUGUAAUGCAAUACUAUGUUAUACAGUAAUUGAAUCACUGGAAUGAUAUUAUAUGGGUAACACCAUAUUUAAAAAAUAUUUCUGAUCCUUAUUUGUUUUUAAGAAGAGCAUAUUAAGGUCUGACCUCACCUGCGAUUUGUCAAAACGAAUACGGUUUUUGUCUACAUUUUUGGAAUAUAUUUCCAAUAAUAACCAUUUAACUGAAACAUGAAUAACAUGGGGGAUGAUUGUAAAAAUAAGCUUAGUCAAGUCCGCGAAAAAAGUAUAUACCAUUAUUAAUAAGGAUUUAUCCGACAAUCAUUACGAUUUUGUUUAUCUAUGGACAUAGUGUUUAGAGUUUAGUGUAUCGAUUUAUGUUAGUCGAUUAUUUAGAUCAGAAAACGAAUAAAAACGACCCAAGACUGAAUUUAUUCGAAACAUGUUAACGAGAUUUUUUUUCAUUAUGUACAUUGUUUUUAUUGUACUAUUUAUUACUAUAAAUAUGAAAUGUAAAUAACGAAUGGAGACGAAUAACUUGAUCUUUAAUUGAAUUUAUAUCAAAGUUGUUUAAAAAAACAUGUAUCGCGUAUAAAAGUAUUUCAGUAUGCAUUCUUUUUCUUUCCAACUAUAACUCCUUGGAUAGUGUUAUGUUUUUCCAUUAUUUCAGAAGCGGUAUGUUGAAUAUCGUAACCGUAAUAUAUUGAAUAACGUUAUUUAUAAAAUACGACAACUGAUGUGUAAAUAAAAAGAAAUUAUACCACGGUAUAAAAAAACGCAUUAUUUGAAUCUUUAGUUCUUUGUGUGUGUAAGAAAUAUAAUAUUGAAUUUUAUACAGAAAUUAGAUUAUAGUGAACGUUAAUAAUUUUUUUUUUUUUAUAAUUAUUAGUCUUAAUUCUUAUCGUUGGUUUAUUUUGUGAUGUGUCGUACCAACGUAACCACCAUGUUUUUUUUUUUUAAUAAUUUUGUCCAACGAUAAAGUUAAUAUUUGUUAAAUCUCUUAGACCAAAUUGACUUGAAUUGUUUGUGAGUUUUAAUGUUAUUUUGUGGACAAAUUCCUGGUAUUAAAUUUUACAAUUGAAAA